Paramecium pentaurelia is the source of this 352-nucleotide messenger RNA. The record is from the annotation of a GenBank genome assembly. NCBI's taxonomy places the organism in Eukaryota, Ciliophora, Oligohymenophorea, Peniculida, Parameciidae.
AUGAAGUUAAGAAGAUUUGAUUAUUUUAAUAUAUUUUAUUUAAAGGCUGAAUACAUCUAUAAUUGGUCAUCAAAAUAGAGUAUUAUAUAAUAUUAAUCUAAGCCAAACUUUAAAAGGGCAUGAUAAAGCAUUCAUUAGAAAGAAUUUCAUAACAAAUGAAUUUUUUUAGAAAGCUUCAGAGGAGAUUGUAUAAAAGCUUCAGAGGAGAUUGUAUAAAAUCUUUUGAGGAGAUUGUUUAAAAGCUUCAAGUGUAAAAUUUGAAAAAUUCUUAAAUUAAUUACACAAGUAUUCUAUAAUUAGUAAUAUAGCACAAUAUUAAAAUUAUAUAGAGCAUCAUGCUAAUUUUAUAUGA